AUAAAAUCUAGAAACUUCGGAAAUUUGCUUUUUGACCCGUUCCAAUUACCGUAAUUAAAGUUACUUUUCAAUUGCCUGGUUACUGCCUUUUGGCUUUCGAGUACAUCAAACGAGUCACAUAUUUCUAUAAAUGUGUUUCUCAUUUCCUUACCAUUACUAAACUUUUAUUUUAAGUUCUUUCUCAGGGCCAAUACACCUGGGUAAUAUGCAUCUGACCCUCCUGAUCCUUUAUAAUGAUGAUGUUUUAUUAUGUACAACAGAUCUGGGACCUAGCCAGUGGGACCCUGAAGUUAUCCCUGACCGGCCACAUCAGUUCUGUGAGGGGCCUGUGUGUCAGCCCCAGACAGCCAUACCUUUUCUCCUGCUCCGAGGACAAACAGGUCCGCUGCUGGGACCUGGAAUACAAUAAGACGACGCGGCACUACCACGGUCACCUGAGUGCAGUAUAUGCACUGGACCUCCACCCAACCAUUGAUGUAUUGGUAACAUGUGGGCGCGACGGUACUGCCCGUGUGUGGGACGUCCGGAGUAAGGCGUGUGUACACACCCUCACCGGUCACAACAACACAGUGGCCAGUGUCAAGUGUCAGGCCUCAGAACCUCAGGUAAAACCACGUACAAGUUUAUACAACAACAGGAAACACACUUACAUUAUGUAAUCUUGAGUGUUAAAA
Mizuhopecten yessoensis (Yesso scallop) is the source of this 674-nucleotide messenger RNA. Its product is annotated as pleiotropic regulator 1-like. Gene Ontology annotation, molecular function: protein binding. Gene Ontology annotation, biological process: mRNA splicing, via spliceosome. The record is from RefSeq and is a predicted model, not a curated record. Bases 234 to 659 code for a protein of 141 amino acids. NCBI's taxonomy places the organism in Eukaryota, Metazoa, Mollusca, Bivalvia, Pectinida, Pectinidae. The transcript is spliced from 2 exons. Gene Ontology annotation, cellular component: precatalytic spliceosome; catalytic step 2 spliceosome; Prp19 complex.